Messenger RNA from Cygnus atratus (black swan), 1925 nucleotides. It is a transcript of the gene CCZ1, whose product is annotated as CCZ1 homolog, vacuolar protein trafficking and biogenesis associated. Lineage: Eukaryota; Metazoa; Chordata; Aves; Anseriformes; Anatidae. The record is from RefSeq and is a predicted model, not a curated record. The transcript is spliced from 15 exons. Gene Ontology annotation, biological process: vesicle-mediated transport. The coding region runs from base 202 to 1632 and encodes 476 amino acids. Gene Ontology annotation, cellular component: Mon1-Ccz1 complex; intracellular membrane-bounded organelle.
CCCGCCGGCGGUGGCGCUGGGGAGCGCCGUGUCCCGCGGGGCACGGGAGCACUUCCCGCGCCGUGCCGUGCUGUUCCGGGGCGGGGGAGAAGGCGGAAGCGGUGUGGGGCUGGUGCCGGUGCCGGCGGAGGGCCCUGGGCUGCUCCCUGAUGGUGUGUGGCGGCGGCGGCUGGCCCCAGGCGCGCUCGCUUCCAGCUCGGUAUGGCGACGGCGGCGGCGGGGGGAGCCGCCCAGGAGAAGCAGCUCGCUCCGACCUUGCUCAGUUUCUUCAUCUACAACCCCAAGCUGGGGCCCAAAGAGGGAGAGGAAGAAAAGAAGAUUCUCUUCUAUCACCCAAAUGAAGUAGAAAAGAAUGAAAAAAUUAGAAAUGUGGGACUGUGUGAAGCUAUAGUACAGUUCACAAGGACCUUUAGUCCAACAAAACCUGCAAAAUCCCUACAUACACAGAAGAAUAGACAAUUUUUCCAUGAACCUGAAGAGAAUUUCUGGAUGGUCAUGGUUGUACGAAACCCCAUAAUAGAAAAACAUAAAGAUGGAAAACCAGUCUAUGAAUAUCAGGAAGAAGAAUUACUGGAUAAGGUCUAUAGUUCGGUCCUGCAGCAGUGCUACAGCAUGUACAAGCUUUUCAAUGGCACAUUUGUGAAAGCCAUGGAAGAUGGAGGUGUAAAAGUUCUAAAGGAAAGACUAGAGAAGUUCUUCCAUCGGUACUUGCAGACACUGCACUUACAAUCUUGCGAUCUGCUGGACGUAUUUUGUGGAAUCAGCUUCUUUCCACUCGAUAAAAUGACUUACUUGAAAAUUCAGUCAUUUAUUAAUAGGAUGGAAGAAAGCUUGAACAUAGUCAAAUAUACUGCAUUUCUCUACAAUGAUCAGCUUAUCUGGAGUGGACUGGAACAAGAUGACAUGAGAAUUUUGUACAAAUAUCUCACAACAUCUCUGUUUCCAAGACACAUGGAGCCUGAGUUAGCAGGAAGAGAUUCUCCAAUACGUGCUGAAAUGCCAGGAAAUCUACAACAUUAUGGAAGGUUUCUCACUGGACCCUUAAAUCUUAAUGAUCCAGAAGCAAAAUGCCGAUUCCCCAAAAUAUUUGUUAACACUGAUGACACUUAUGAAGAGCUUCAUUUAAUUGUUUAUAAGGCCAUGAGUGCAGCUGUCUGCUUUAUGAUUGAUGCUUCAAUUCCGCCUACACUGGAGUUUUGCCGUAAACUGGACAGCAUUGUUGGGCCUCAACUUACUGUGUUAGCAUCAGACAUAUGUGAACAAUACAACAUCAACAAGAGAAUAUCAGGGGCUGAGAAGGAGCCACAGUUUAAGUUUAUCUAUUUCAAUCACAUGAACCUUGCAGAGAAGAGUACUAUUCACAUGAGGAAAACACCCAGUGUAUCACUUGCAUCUGUACAUCCUGACCUCAUGAAGAUUCUUGGUGACAUCAACAGUGACUUCUCUAGAGUUGACGAAGAUGAGGAAAUUAUUGUGAAGGCAAUGAGUGAUUACUGGGUAGUUGGGAAAAAGUCUGACCAGCGAGAACUGUAUGUUAUUUUGAAUCAAAAAAAUGCAAAUCUGAUUGAAGUUAAUGAAGAAGUGAAGAAACUUUGUGCAACACAAUUUAAUAAUAUUUUCUUCUUGGAUUGAUCUGUAAAGGGCUGAUUUAUUGAAGAUGUCAAUGUCAGACACUUGUUCAACAUGAGAAGUUAUUAGUCAUAUUAUUGACUGGAAUAAUGACAAUAGUAAAGCAAUACUUGCUUUGUAAGAAUCAAAAUUUCUACUAAAAUCUGUAAACUGAUCAUAAAAUUUUUAGAUUUUAAAAAUGUUUAUGUGCAAACUAAUUAAAAACCAGUCUGAAUUCAUCUGUACCAUUCCAUUCUGAUGUUAUGUGAAUAUUUUACUGGAAAAUAAAAUUAAUAAUUGUUACACUUUUAAGGGCA